Cottoperca gobio is the source of this 3717-nucleotide messenger RNA. It is a transcript of the gene abcd3a, whose product is annotated as ATP-binding cassette, sub-family D (ALD), member 3a. Gene Ontology annotation, cellular component: peroxisome; peroxisomal membrane. NCBI's taxonomy places the organism in Eukaryota, Metazoa, Chordata, Actinopteri, Perciformes, Bovichtidae. The transcript has 23 exons. The record is from RefSeq and is a predicted model, not a curated record. Gene Ontology annotation, biological process: peroxisome organization; long-chain fatty acid import into peroxisome; fatty acid beta-oxidation. Gene Ontology annotation, molecular function: ATP hydrolysis activity; ABC-type transporter activity; long-chain fatty acid transmembrane transporter activity. The coding region runs from base 316 to 2223 and encodes 635 amino acids.
AGUGCGCCAGGCUUUGAAGCAAACUUUCGUAGUGGUCAAACCCUAGAAUUACAACUUCCGUGUCAGUCACGUGAUGCCAUGGGGCCCAAACAAUACUUUUCCCUAUUGACUUACAUUGGGAAAGAAACAUCUGUAAAUUAGCGUAUCAUUUAUUUUGUGGUAAAUCAUCUCACCGAUACAAACACUUGAAUAUGCCUUAUUUAAAUCAUUAGGUCCUAAAAGAGAGCUAUUAGCCGAAUCCAGAGUUAUUUUUCUUCCAUUCAUGUGGCUGGGUCGAGAGGCGGGAUUUAACAAAAACGCAAGUGCGCAUGCUCUAUGGGCCCAUGGAUGCGGAAGAACGCCGGAAGAUCCGGUAAAAAAGGAGGCUCAGAACUAGUUCAGAACACUGAGAAAGAUGGCAAAAAAGACCGUGCAGCAGUGGACAAGGUUUUCUUCGGGCGAAUAUGCCAGAUUCUGCGGAUCAUGGUACCUCGAGUUUGCUGCAUGGAGACCGGCUACCUCGCCUUUAUCGCUGCCAUGUUGGUGGCCAGGACCUACUGUGACGUUUGGAUGAUCCAGAACGGCACCAUGAUCGAAAGCGGUAUUAUAAGCAGAGACAGCAGUCUAUUCAAGAAGCACUUUUAUUCCUACAUAUCAGUCAUACCAGCGAUAGCCUUGGUGAACAACUUCCUGAAGUUGGGUCUGUACGAGCUGAAGCUGAGGUUCCGUGAGAGGCUCACAAAGAACUUGUACGACCAGUACCUGCAGGGUUUCACGUACUACAAAAUGGGAAACCUGGACAACAGGAUAGCCAAUGCAGACCAGCUACUGACACAGGAUGUGGAGAAGUUCUGCAACAGUGUGGUGGACCUUUACUCAAACCUCAGCAAGCCUCUUUUGGAUAUCGGUCUGUACAUCUUCAAGCUGACAAGUGCCAUCGGUGCUCAGGGCCCAUCCGUCAUGAUGGCCUACCUGCUGAUCUCAGGUCUGUUUCUGACCAGACUGAGACGACCCAUAGGAAAGAUGACAGUCACCGAGCAGCGGUACGAGGGAGAGUACCGCUUUGUCAACUCUCGCCUCAUCACCAACAGUGAGGAGAUCGCCUUCUACAACGGAAACAUGAGGGAGAAACAGACCAUUCACACCACGUUCAAGAAACUGGUGGACCACUUGCAUAGCUUUAUCCUCUUUCGCUGCUCCAUGGGAUUUGUGGACAGCAUGAUCGCCAAGUACCUGGCCACUGUAGUAGGCUACUUGGUGGUUAGCCGGCCGUUCCUCACCCCGGGACACCCCCGACACCUGAACAGCACACACUCUGUGCUGCUGGAGGAUUACUACCAGAGUGGCAGGAUGCUGCUGAGACUGUCCCAGGCUCUGGGCAGGAUUGUACUCGCUGGCAGAGAGAUGACUCGCCUGUCAGGAUUCACAUCUCGUAUCACUGAACUGAUGAAAGUCCUGAACGAGCUGAAUGCUGGCAAAUAUGAACGCACCAUGGUCUCCCAGCAGGACAAAGACUCGAACACUGAACAGAAGCUGAAGCUGGUGCCCGGCAGUGGACAAGUCAUCAACAGAGACCACCUCAUCAAGUUUGAGCAUACCCCACUAGCGACUCCCAAUGGAGACAUUCUGAUCCGAGACCUCACCUUUGAGGUGAACUCCGGCACCAACGUUCUUGUGUGUGGACCAAACGGCUGUGGGAAGAGCUCUCUGUUCAGAGUGCUCGGAGAGCUGUGGCCGCUGUUUGGAGGAAAGCUGACAAAACCCGAGCGAGGGAAGCUCUUCUACGUUCCUCAGAGACCCUACAUGACGCUGGGCUCUCUGAGGGACCAAGUCAUUUACCCCGACACUCAUGAAGACCAGAGGAGGAAAGGCAUCGCUGAUCAGGUAUUGAAGGAGUACCUGGACAACGUUCAGCUGGGUCACAUCCUGGACAGGGAGGGCAGCUGGGACUCGGUGCAGGACUGGAUGGAUGUCCUCAGUGGAGGAGAGAAGCAGAGGAUGGCUAUGGCCAGACUGUUCUAUCAUAAACCCCAGUUUGCUAUUCUUGAUGAGUGCACCAGCGCAGUGAGUGUAGAUGUGGAGGACUUCAUCUACGGCCACUGCAGGACGGUGGGCAUCUCCUUGUUCACAGUGUCUCAUAGAAAGUCUCUGUGGAAGCACCACGAGUAUUACCUCCACAUGGACGGGAGAGGGAACUACGAGUUCAAGCCCAUCACAGAGGAAACGGUGGAGUUCGGCUCCUAACUACCCGCUGAUGUCCGUCUGCCAUGCACUGCUCCGAUGAAACCAGUCCACUUCUUUGCACUUGAGACAGAAGAAAUAGCUAAAACUAGAAAAAUAAUGUGUUUUAAUCAUUUAGUUUCUUUUAUCACCUUGUUUUCUGUUAUUUAAAUCAUGACUUUAGUCCUGUCUAAUCACUAACCUGUUCAUUCUAAACACACAUUACCCAUUCAGUAUGUGCUUUAAUCAUCUCUGCCCAUGUGCUCUAACCUUAGAACUAUAACGGAGGUUAGUAUAAAACUCAUCUGACAUAAUGAGACGGAGUUUCUCUAGAAAUGGCUUUAAAUUAAAACUAAAAAGAUUAAAUCUGAGUGCAAUUUGUCAUCUCGAGAUGAUGUAAUGAUUGAUGAUCACAUGAUGAUAAAAGUUAAGCACCGCUGCUCUCUGUAGCUACAGAAUAAACUCACUGGAAGCCUCUGGAGUAAACGGCGCUCUGCUCUGUGCGAGGGAGCAGGAACACGUCCGUCACUCAGGCAUGCAGGCGGGGGGGGGGGGGGGGGGGGUGUUGCAAAUACCAACUCACCAGAGGGAGGAACACAAUGCUGCUCAUGAACUGGGGUCCUCAGCGUUGACCUCAUUGCUGCCUAAAUAUUCCAACAGCACCGGUGUUCAGACGCAGACCGUCACCAGCACUGCGCUCCAGUGAGUUAGUAUUUUAAACAUUCCUCAUUACAGGAAGUAGGAAGCGAUCGUCCAGUGUCCAGUGUCCAGUGACCUGUGACCUGCUCCACAACAGCACAUGAGACUGGGUUUAACUUUGCAGAGCCGCUCUGUGACCUGACUGGGCUUUAAGCGUCAAAGUCACGGACAGGCUAAUGAUUACAAAUGUAAUUUAAAUGAGUAAACAUGGCUAGAAAGCCCUAAUAAAGAGGGAACAAUAUAGUUUAUUUUUUCUGUUCCAACAGUUUAUAAAAUGGUUCAGCAAAAAUCAAUUGUUGCCUUUUUUCUCCCCACUGUAGGUUAUUUUAGAUCAAAGCUGUACGAUUGUAAUGGUUGGGAUUUCUCCCAUUAAUUUGUCUGUCGGGACACAAUGAAACAAAUCCAGCUGGUUAAUGAUGACGUCAUCAAAACAAGUAUAAUAAUUAGGCUUUGUCCUCUUAUUAUAAUCUCGUUAUUAACCUUUUCCCGUUUGUGUAAUUCAGUUAAAAAUGUAAUUAACACUUUUUGAGAGGUGGGAUUAAAAGUGCUGUAUUGUUAACUGAUGUCAGACUGAGCGGGGGUCUAAAGUGACCCGAUGCUUCGGGAUGUCAGACUGAGCGGGGGUCUAAAGUGACCCGAUGCUUCGGUCAGUCCAUCACUGGUACAUGUGCAGACGAGGUCCUUCCCUCUGCCAGUACAACACCUGUAUACUGUAACUUUAUUCUGAAAGUGUGAACGUGUAAAGAAGCCCAUGCCCAUGGUUUUAUAUGGAUAAUAAUGUUGUUAUGAUCUCACUCUGCAUUAAAGUAAUAAGCCGUA